Hypoxylon fragiforme is the source of this 1269-nucleotide messenger RNA. Its product is annotated as RNI-like protein. The transcript has 2 exons. Lineage: Eukaryota; Fungi; Ascomycota; Sordariomycetes; Xylariales; Hypoxylaceae. Gene Ontology annotation, molecular function: small GTPase binding; GTPase activator activity. The record is from RefSeq and is a predicted model, not a curated record. Gene Ontology annotation, cellular component: nucleus; cytosol; perinuclear region of cytoplasm. Gene Ontology annotation, biological process: activation of GTPase activity; nucleocytoplasmic transport. The coding region runs from base 1 to 1269 and encodes 422 amino acids.
AUGGCGGCACCAGACAAAGUCUUCUCUCUGGAAGGGAGGGUUCUCAAGCUGGAUACUGCUCAAGACCUCGAAGCCCACAUCGGCCCACUGCGCGCCAUGGAUGACGUCGAGGAGGUGCGCAUCCUAGGAAACACUCUAGGUGUCGAGGCUUGCAAACUGCUUGGUGAAGUCUUGGCGACAAAGAAGUCCUUGAAGGUUGCAAACUUAGCUGAUAUAUUUACCGGCCGUCUACUGAACGAGAUCCCCGAGGCACUCUCGUCUCUUCUUACCUCUAUCCUCAACUUGCCUAACCUUCGCACCAUCAACUUAAAUGACAACGCAUUUGGCCUUAAUACCCAGGCCCCUCUGGUCGCUUUCUUGUCCAAGCACAUCCCACUCCAGCAUUUGUACCUCAACAAUAAUGGACUGGGACCUCAUGCCGGCAUACUUAUCGCCGAUGCGCUCUCCGAGCUCCACGCAAAGAAGGAGGAAGCCAGAAAGGCUGGUCAAGAUGUUCCCUAUCUAGAAACAGUUAUCUGUGGCCGAAACCGAUUGGAAAAUGGAAGCAUGCUUGCUUGGGCCAAGACUUUCAGCCUCCACAGCAGCAUCAAGGAAGUGAAGAUGGUACAAAAUGGAAUCCGUCAAGAGGGCAUUGAACAAUUGCUUACUGCAGGUCUGAACCACGCCACGGGGCUGAAGGUUCUAGAUCUGCAGGACAAUACCUUCACCAUCAAGGGGGCCAGAGCACUUGCUAAGGUUGUCCCGCUCUGGGCAGAUAUCCAAGAGCUUGGCAUCGGUGAUUCUCUGCUCGGCGCCAAAGGUGGCGUCCUCCUUGCCGGCGCCUUCGCUAAGGGCCAAAAUCGAAAACUCGAGACACUUCGCUUGCAGUACAACGAUAUCAAUGCCGUCGGAGUUAAAGGCCUUGCGUCGGCGGCUAGGGAUGGCCUACCGGCUUUGAAAAGGAUUGAGCUCAACGGUAACAAGUUUGCGGAGGAUGAUGAAUCCAUACUAGCCCUCCAAGAGCUGUUAGACGAGCGCAAGGAAAAGAGCGGAGGCGACAUCGUCGACGAAGACGCCUGGGGCGUGGAUAGCUUGAGUGACCUCGAAGACCAGGACUCGGACGAGGAAGAGGAGGAGGAGGAGGAGGAGGAGGAGGAGGAACCCUCUCCUCAUGAAAAGGCCGAAAAGUUGGCCAAGGAAGCUGAAGAGGCCCAGGAACAGCCUACUGUCCAACUGAAGGACGACGAGGUGGAUGCGCUGGCGAAGAAGCUAGCUCAGACCGAGAUCUAG